Egretta garzetta (little egret) is the source of this 552-nucleotide messenger RNA. RefSeq names its product ADP ribosylation factor like GTPase 11 (gene ARL11). The coding region runs from base 1 to 552 and encodes 183 amino acids. Gene Ontology annotation, cellular component: cytoplasm. The transcript has a single exon. Lineage: Eukaryota; Metazoa; Chordata; Aves; Pelecaniformes; Ardeidae. Gene Ontology annotation, molecular function: GTPase activity; GTP binding. The record is from RefSeq and is a predicted model, not a curated record. Gene Ontology annotation, biological process: vesicle-mediated transport; intracellular protein transport.
AUGGGGAAGCUGAUCUCCAAAGGCCAGCGCCGAAGAGAUGCUCGAGUUGUCAUGCUGGGGCUCGACUUCGCUGGCAAAUCCACCCUGCUGUACAAACUGAAGAGUGGCCGGGCUGUGGAGACCUGCCCAACGGUGGGCUUCAACGUGGAGUCUCUGCAAACGCCCUGUCAUGUAUCCUUCACCCUCUGGGACGUCGGUGGACAAGGCAGCCUGCGGGCAAGCUGGCCUGACUACCUGGAGGACACCAACACCCUCAUCUUCGUGCUCGACAGCACAGACACGGCCCGGCUGCCUGAAGCAGCAGCGGCGCUGGAGGAAACGCUGAGCCACCCCAGCAUGGUUAGCGUCCCCGUCCUCCUCCUGGCCAACAAGCAGGAUGUGCCGGGAGCGCUGGCUCCCGCUGAGCUGGGGGAGAGGCUGCAGCAGGGGCGGCUGGCGGAGCGCCGUUGGGUGCUCCAGGGAUGCAGCGCCCACACCGGACAGGGCCUGCAGGAAGCCCUGGCCAUCCUGGGAGAGCUGCUGCGGGGUCUGGAUGGGGUCUCCCCAUCGUAA